CCCUGGACAUGAACAAUGGGCGGUCAAAACAACACCUGCACACUGUGACAAUCAUCUACUGUGCUGAGAGAUGAUUCGCACCGCCGAGCAAACCAGUCAAGCUUUUCUUCUCUGAAGGAACUCUACUCAAAAUCGUCUUAUCCAAGGCUGCGGGCGUGUUGUCAAACACCUGACAAGCAACCGGAAACAUCAGGCUUUUGUGUCGCUGCAGAGAAGGAUUGUGCACCAGGGAGGUUUGGCCAACAGCCAGCAGGAGUAUGAAACUGGAAGUAAGCGACAUCAAUCUAAAAGUGGGGGAUCAGCUGAAGAUAAAAGGAGAGAUUCCACACGAUGCUGAAAGAUUCCAGAUCGACCUGGGCUUGGAUGCCGAGGACCUGGCCCUGCACUUCAAUCCUCGUUUCCAUGACGACACAGCUGUCGUGGUGUGCAACUCCAAGACUGCGGGCUGCUGGGGGGAAGAGAGGCGGGAAACACAGCACCCCCUGCAGAGAGGCAUGCAGGUCAAGAUGGUGUUGAAGAUGACCGGCCAGAUGUUUGAAGUGGAACUUCCCCACGGACACCACAUCUACUUUCCCAACAGGGAGGACUUGGAGGUCAUGAAGUACCUGAGCAUCACAGGAGACUUCAAAGUGACGUGCUUGAAGAUGUGCAUGUAGAAUAAGAAAGUAGCAAAGCUCAACAUUCACCAACAUCAACAUUGCUUUUCUCCACGCUGCCAAGCUAAAGAAAUAAAUGCGGUCGUGAAAAAGCCGAGGAUGAAGAAAUAAAUGCUGGAUUGUUGAAAAUGUUGUGGGAAAUCCAUAAAAAAUGCUUAAUAAAUAAUAAAGUGAUAUCUUUUAACCAAGUAU
Molecule: messenger RNA, 848 nt
Organism: Entelurus aequoreus (snake pipefish)
Lineage: Eukaryota; Metazoa; Chordata; Actinopteri; Syngnathiformes; Syngnathidae
Product: galectin-1-like
Exons: 6
Coding region: 258-656 (132 amino acids)
Molecular function (GO): carbohydrate binding
Source: RefSeq, a predicted model, not a curated record